Messenger RNA from Chanos chanos (milkfish), 678 nucleotides. It is a transcript of the gene cldn23l, whose product is annotated as claudin 23-like. The record is from RefSeq and is a predicted model, not a curated record. Gene Ontology annotation, cellular component: membrane; bicellular tight junction. Lineage: Eukaryota; Metazoa; Chordata; Actinopteri; Gonorynchiformes; Chanidae. The coding region runs from base 1 to 678 and encodes 225 amino acids. The transcript has a single exon. Gene Ontology annotation, molecular function: structural molecule activity.
AUGCAUACUCCAGUCUCCAUGGUGAUGGGUAUAGUGUUUGCACCACUUGGGCUGGUUCUGGUGUUCACGGCGGCAAUAACUCCACAGUGGCGUGAGGGGCAGGCUCGGCUAGGGGUGGGUGGCAGCGAACUACUUCUGCUCCGUUCCGACGGCCUGUGGGAGAGCUGCCUGCAGGUGGCGCAGUCUGAGCUUAAACAGUGUUGGCCUGUGUCUGGAUCGUACCAGCGCGACGGCCGCGUUCGCUUGGCACAAGCCCUGAUACUGGCUUCCCUGUUCCUGUGUGGGGCAGGCAUCGUCUUAGCCAGCGUGGGUGUACGCUGUUGGACCGACCUCCCCCUGCGAAGCGUGGCGGCUGCCGGGGGCCUCUUGGUGGCCCUGGCAGGGGCCCUCAGCCUGGCAGCCUUGGGGCUCUACACACACAACCUGUCAGCACUGGGGGUGGAAGUGCCACCCAUGCAACAACAGCAGCAGCAGCACGACCCCCGGGCCCACCCGACCAACGGGCUGCCCCGUCUCACUCUACACCCGGCCGGGUCGCUCUAUUUCGGAUGGGUGGGUGCGUGGGUGCAAGUGCUUGGCGGUGCCGCCCUUCUGCUCAGCUUCAAAUGUCCGCGUUGUCCCUCUUGCCCCAAACCGACGCACACGCAAGACAUCGAAGUGUACGAGGUGAACUGCUAA